UUAUUAUUAUUGUCAAUUGGAUUUAUUAAUUGUUGCAAUUUUUAUUAUUUAAUCUUUUCGAAGUGUUUACUGUUUGUUACUUUUAAUUUGAUCGCUUUCUCAUUUUCUCAACUGAUUGUCACUUGGAUUCUUUUAAUCCUUCGAUUGGUGUUUGUUGGUUUAUUUAGAAAAAUCCAUUUCUCUUCCCAUGGGCUCAUCAUGAUGGUUUAACUAAUUUAUCCUUGUCUUUUUUUCUUCUUCUUUGUGUUUCUUGUUUUUUAUUGGAUCCAUCAUCGUCGUUAUCAUCAUCUUUCUCAUCAACAACAAUAACACAUCAUUCAUUUAAUUUUUUUGAACAAGUAUGACAAGUCCAAGAGCUUCCUCGAGAUCACCCAUUCUUUCAUCUGGUAAACUUAAUUCUACUGGAAAUAUAUCACCUUUGAAUUAUCCAUCACCACCAAAUCAUCUUUUUGAACUUUACACGGAAGAAAAUGUUGCUAAAGGAAAAGUUCCAGAACCACCCAAGCCCAUUGUCGAAGGAAACUUCAGCAUGUUUGGCGUUACAAUCACUAACGAUGAUACUAUUAUCAGACCUCUUGAAGCUCGUGGAAUCAAACGCCUUUAUCCCAGAGAAUAUGAUCACAAAAGAGAACUUAAAAAGAUGAAUUCAUCUAUCUUAGUUAAUUUUCUCGAUCUAUUAGACGUGAUCAUUAAGUGUCCAGAUACAAAUAAACGUGAAGAAAAAUGCUCCGAUAUUGCAAUGUUAUUCCUCCAGAUGCAUCAUCUUAUCAAUGAAUUGAGGCCCUACCAAGCAAGGGAAACAUUAAGAGUUACUCUUCAUAAUCAAAGGAGACAACGUAUCGAGAUAAUUAAUCGACUUAAUCGUCAAAUCGAUAAAGUUAUUGAGAUGAUAGUAAACUCAACCGCCAAUAUCCCCGAUUUACCCAAAUUAACAGAAGUUCUUGAACAAUUGCUUCAUUUUAACAAACCAGCAAACCAGAAUGGUAAAGAAACUAUUAAAGAGACAAAUGUAAAAGAUUUAUCAGAUCAAAGCAUAAAUCAAAUCAAUGAAUUUGAUUCACUCAUGUGUGAUAUCGUUGAUCAAAUUCCUCAAGUUUGAGAUAAUAAUUAAUCACGACCAUGUACCAAUGGUGUUAAUAUAAAGGAAAUGGCAAAGAUGACAAAAAGACAAGCCACUAAUCAUAAAGACUAAGACAAUUUAUUGUCAAUUUCAUCAAAAUCAUAAAACAAAUUAAAGGAUAGAGAAGUAAAAUUAUAUUUAAAUAUCCAACAAAUGGACCGGAUAUUAAAUUAUUUCAACAAAUAUUGUCUAUUGGAUCACCUCAAACCCUUUAUAUUGCAAUAUAAUUGUCUCCAGUGAAUUAAAUACAACAAUUAAAUUGGAAAACGAAUUUCAAUUGUUCCAAAUCAUCAUCAAUCAACCAAUCAUAACAACAAACAUUGAAAUUAAAUGUAUCUUGGAUUAUGGCCCUUGUCACAUAUAAUAAUAAUGUCAAUUUCGGCAGAUAUUUUUUUCUGACUGAUCAACUACAAUCUACCCUUAAUUAAUCCAAUUUGUAUAUUUAAUUUUGCUUGACUUAUUUAUAAAUUCAAUUUCUGUAACUGAUAA
Panonychus citri (citrus red mite) is the source of this 1609-nucleotide messenger RNA. RefSeq names its product mediator of RNA polymerase II transcription subunit 7-like. The record is from RefSeq and is a predicted model, not a curated record. Gene Ontology annotation, cellular component: core mediator complex; mediator complex. NCBI's taxonomy places the organism in Eukaryota, Metazoa, Arthropoda, Arachnida, Trombidiformes, Tetranychidae. Gene Ontology annotation, molecular function: transcription coregulator activity. The coding region runs from base 341 to 1099 and encodes 252 amino acids. Gene Ontology annotation, biological process: regulation of transcription by RNA polymerase II. The transcript has 2 exons.